Molecule: messenger RNA, 1967 nt
Organism: Alnus glutinosa
Lineage: Eukaryota; Viridiplantae; Streptophyta; Magnoliopsida; Fagales; Betulaceae
Product: F-box protein At1g67340
Exons: 3
Coding region: 465-1679 (404 amino acids)
Molecular function (GO): protein binding
Source: RefSeq, a predicted model, not a curated record
CAUAAAUACCGAGAUCAGGCUCGGUCCUUUCUCUCUCUCUCUCUCACCCAACGCUGUAACCUCUCAUCAAUCUUCUUUACAAAGAAAAGGAGAGUAUGUGUACGUUCAAAAGCGUGAAGACAAGGGAGAGGGAUUUUGCAGUACGAGAGAGAGAGAGAGAGAGAGCAAAACACAAACCGACGACGAACGGACGGAUCUGGGUCAACGACGUUUGACCGAAAAAAAAGACAAUUAGAGGGGUAGAAGUGUAAAUGAAGUACACCCACUCCUGGGGGGUUUGUUUAUUGUAUUAAUUUCCUAAUUAAUAAGCAUUUCCGAUUUCUUUAUAAGCAUUCGGCUUUGUCGUUGCGCUUGUUGUGUUCUCGUUGUAGGCCUUCUAUUAGGCUUUAUAUAACCUCUCACUCUGCCUUUUUCCUCUCUUUACUUCUGAGAGAGAUAAGGAGGACACAAACCAAGGACAAGCUAUGAGAACGAGGAGGGGGCUUUGUUAUCCUAGAGUGGUGGGAGGGGGAGGAGACGUCUGUAUGUCGUCGGAGAACAGAAUAGUAGUGAAGAGGAGGAGAGAUUCGGCCGGGGAGCACAUGCCUUGCCGCAAGAGGAACAGAAAAUCGCCGGAGAUCGCCGGGAAGUGUGACUUGUUCGACGCCUUGCCCGACGAUCUUGUCAUUUCUAUUCUCUGCAAACUUAGCUCCUCCGCCGGAUGCCCCUCCGAUUUCACCAACGUUCUGAUAACGUGCAAGAGGUUAAACGGCUUAGGUCUCCAUUCGCUAGUCUUAUCCAAAGCUUCUCAGAGAACGUUCGCCAUUAGAGCCAAGAACUGGUCCGAGUCCGCUCACCGCUUCUUGAAACUCUGUGCCGAUGCCGGAAACGUCGAAGCCUGCUACACUCUCGGCAUGAUUCGAUUCUACUGUUUGCAAAACCGAGGGAGCGGAGCGUCGCUGAUGGCCAAGGCGGCGAUUAGUUCUCACGCGCAGGCGCUGUACUCGCUCGCCGUGAUACAGUUCAAUGGAAGCGGCGGCUCCAAGAACGACAAGGACCUCCGAGCUGGCGUGGCUCUGUGCGCGCGAGCUGCCUUCCUCGGUCACAUCGACGCGUUGCGCGAGCUCGGCCACUGCCUCCAGGACGGUUACGGCGUGCGCCAGAACAUAACAGAGGGCCGCCGAUUCCUAGUCCAAGCGAACACCCGCGAGCUGGCCGCCGUGGUCGCCUCCGCGGCGGGUUCGGGCGCACCCACGCGCUCCUUGUUUACGUGGAACCCACACCCGCUCCCCCACCCUCAUCCACGGAACGUGAACUGCGGGGGCUGUCCAUUGCUGAGCGACUUCGGGUGCAACGUGCCGGCGCCGGAGGCUCACCCGGCGAGCCGGUUCCUGGCAGAGUGGUUCGCGGCCCGGUGCGUGUCUCCUGGCCCGGGUUUGAGACUGUGCUCGCACGUGGGUUGCGGACGGCCUGAGACGAGGAGGCACGAGUUCCGUCGAUGCUCGGUGUGUGGGACCGUGAAUUACUGUUCACGCGCGUGCCAGGCGCUUGAUUGGAAGAUGCGCCACAAGGCGGACUGCACGCCCACUGAGCGGUGGGUGGAUGAUGACGGUGACGGGAACGGCCACGCUAAUGGUGAUGCUGGUGAGGGCGAUGGCGGAGUUAAUGGGAACAACGAUGACGUCAUGGCUGAGAGUUAAGUUUAACGUUGACGGUAACGGAACGGUUACGGCAGAUAAUGUUGGGUUAAUAGGAUAAAAGAACAACGGGAAAAGAAAAAGAAAUGUGGCCAUUUUUGGGGGGACAAUUAUAAAUUUAAGUUGUAUGGCCGUUGGUUGGCACGGAGUUCAGCUUCCCCGUUUUUUGUUGUAUAGGGGGGUUUUUGGAGAAAGUGGUGGCCUUUCUAUUUUCUCUUUGCUUAUCUGUUCUGUACCUUUUGUACUGUAGAGAGGUUGUCAGCCUUAACUUAGUAAAAAAGAAGAUAAAAA